UUUUUUACGGCACAACACCGGCAUGUUUUGAGGUAGCUUGUUGUUAGCAGAAUUGUGCAGGCUCUUUUUUAGUUUUAAACACAUUUUUUUUUAUCGUGAAAACUUCUAACUAGAAGAAAUGGAUGUCGGAGAGCUUUUGAACUAUCAGCCUGAUAGAGGAGCUAAGCGUCUAAGAGAGGAGGAUGGAGGAGCAGCGGGAGAAGAGGAGAACUCCAGAGGAGGGAAGCAGAUAAAAGCUCUGGCAGCUAGGGAGCUGGCCAGAUACCGGGAAGCUGAAGGAGGUGCUGAGGCUGAAGAACUGACUGGAGACAGAAAGAUUAUGUUGGAUAAACUAAUGGACCAGGAUGAGGAGGAACCUGAGGCUGAGCCGGUUGAUGAGAGCUCUGUGAAGAAAAUGAUCCUGACYUUUGAGAAAAGGUCAUACAAAAACCAGGAACUGAGGAUUAAGUUUCCAGACAAUCCAGAAAAAUUCAUGGAGUCGGAGCUGGAUCUGAACGACAUUAUUCAAGAAAUGCACGUGAUCGCCACGAUGCCGGAUCUCUACCACCUGCUGGUGGAACUUAAUGCCGUCCACUCUCUGUUAGGUCUUCUUGGUCAUGAAAACACUGAUGUUGCCAUAGCUGUGGUGGACCUGCUGCAGGAGCUGACGGAUAUCGACACACUCCACGAGAGCGAGGAGGGCGCUGAGGUGCUCAUAGAUGCUCUGUUGGAGGGACAGGUGGUGGCCUUGUUGGUACAGAAUAUGGAGCGGCUGGAUGAACAAGUGAAAGAAGAGGCUGAUGGYAUCCAUAACACACUGGCUAUAAUAGAGAAUAUGGCUGAGUUUAGGCCCGGCCUGUGCACUGAAGCUGCUCAGCAAGGACUCAUGCAGUGGCUGCUGAAGAGGAUCAAGGCAAAGAUGCCGUUUGAUGCUAACAAGCUGUACUGCAGUGAAAUCCUGGCCAUCUUGCUGCAGAAUAACGACACUACUAGAGAAUUACUGGGUGAAAUGGAUGGCAUUGAUGUGUUACUGCAGCAGCUAUCUGUGUUCAAACGUCACAACCCAAACACAGCUGAGGAGCAGGAGAUGAUGGAGAACCUGUUCGACGCUCUGUGUUCCUGCCUGAUGCUGUCCUCCAAUCGGGACCGCUUCCUCAAAGGAGAGGGGCUUCAGCUGAUGAAUCUCAUGCUCAGAGAGAAGAAAAUGUCUCGCACCAGUGCUCUGAAAGUCCUGGACCAUGCAAUGAUUGGACCAGAGGGAGCAGAUAACUGCCAUAAAUUUGUGGACAUUCUGGGCUUGCGGACCAUCUUUCCACUUUUCAUGAAAACCCCCAAAAAGAUGAAGAAAACCGGCACUUCAGAGAAAGAACACGAAGAACACGUCUGCUCCGUCAUCGCCUCCAUGCUGAGAAACCUCAAGUCCCAGCAGAGAACCAGACUCCAGAACAAGUUCACAGAAAACGACUGCGAGAAGGUUGAUCGACUGAUGGAGUUGUAUUUUAAAUACCUGGAGGCUGUACAACAGGCUGACAAGAGGAUCGAAGGAGAGAAACAUGAGAUGGUUCGUCGGGGGGAGAUACUUGAUGACAGCAUGGAGGACGAGUUCUACCUUCGCCGUCUAGACGCUGGACUGUUUGUUCUUCAGUUGCUCUGCUAUAUUAUGGUGGAGAUCAGCAACUCUGGGAUCUCACAGCUUCAUCAGAGGGUUCACCAAAUCCUGAAUGUAAGAGGAGGAUCGAUCAAAAUCGUGCGCCAUAUCAUGAGAGAGUACAUCGAGAGCAUCGGAGACGGAAAGAGCGAAGAGUUCAAAGAGGCUGAGCGGAAGAGGAUCAUGGAGCUUGUAGACAACUUCUAAUCACAUUUUUUUUACUCCCACUUUUCCUCAUGCACAGAGAAAACCACCUUCAAUCGAGAAAAAAAAUAAAACUUUCUCAUGUGAGCCCAUUAGGACCCAGCUCAAAUUCAAUUAGACUUGUUUUGACUUACCGGACCUUGCAAAAAAUAUUCCUACCUAAAGCAAGAGGCAUCAUGAAGACCAAGGAGCUCAACGCAGGUCAGGUAGAUUUGUGGAGACAAAAAGAUCAGUUUUAUUUUUUAAUUUGGUUUUUUUUUUUUUUCUUAGAUAUUUAGUAGCAAAUAUUUCGUUUUUGCUUUUCUUGAAGUGUUCAGAAAAAAAUAAACAAACUGAUGCUUUAUUUAAUUAAGCUGGUCAAAUGUGUAACAGUCUGUGGCAGGGACUUUGUGAAAAUCUAAUGAGUGGGCUGUAGCUGCCAGUCCAGAAAACAUUAACACCAAAAGUAUUUUUAAUAAAACGACGAGGUUCUGAAUCCUGCAGAGGUCUAAAAUAAAUAUCCUCCCUACUGUCUCCCAUAUACGCCGCUUUCUUUGUUUUUCCUUAUUAUUUUUUUUCAGCUGUAAAAUAUUUUCUAUUAAAACAUUUGAUAUUAAA
This is a messenger RNA of Austrofundulus limnaeus, 2428 nucleotides long. RefSeq names its product catenin, beta like 1 (gene ctnnbl1). The coding region runs from base 119 to 1834 and encodes 571 amino acids. NCBI's taxonomy places the organism in Eukaryota, Metazoa, Chordata, Actinopteri, Cyprinodontiformes, Rivulidae. The record is from RefSeq and is a predicted model, not a curated record. The transcript has 16 exons. Gene Ontology annotation, cellular component: spliceosomal complex.